UUUGCCCCAAAACUAAGCACUGAACGUCAUCCAUUUUGGAAUUAGUCCCAAAAACGCCUUUUCACGCUUGACUGCUGAGAAUAUGAAAAGUUGACUUGAAAUUGUCAUUUAAGUCAAUGUAGCUUGAAGGACAUGAUCCAACCACGGAAUCAAAAAUCCUCCAGACAGCCGCAGGAUAGCAAAGCCGUGUGCGAUAUGGAGAUCGGCAUUUUUUGGUUGCUAGCGACUUGUAUGCAAUUUCUUUUUCAGAGGCAAAAUAUUUAAAACUAGCGCAAUUGGAUGGCGUUCCUAAAGAAGUGAAGUAUCCGCUGACAACAGUCCCACUUCCACUGCCGCCGAGUUGUUUUUUUUUUCCAUUUUAUUUUUUUUUUUUGCACUGAAGCGGCAGCGGUCACCUCGCUGGAGGAGAAUCUAGAAGCCAUCUCAGCGCCGCCUCGAACCCGAUCGAUGCGGUCCGAAUGAAGCGCUGGCCGUAAUCAAUUAGCUUGACCGCGGCCAGGAGGAGGAAAAAAAAGCAAGAAGAAGAAUCGAAGCCGCUGUAUGGAAUCGGCCCCUUUUCACUAUAAAAUGCUGGACUGCAGGGGUGUCGCCAGGCGGUUUUUGUCGAUUGCGUGACGGCGAGGGGCCCCCCCCCCCCCCGGCCCCCCAAAAGAAACACAUCAGCCCAUCACGCGCCCCGUCGUCGCUUGAUUCUGCGAGCUGGCCUCCUCUUUUGCUCUCUCCACGUCUGUCCCGGCCAUACGGAAAUGGCCGUUUUCUGCCUUUUUGCGCUUUAAAAAAAGAUAUUUGUUGGAAAAUUGAUUGCAUGAUAAAGUAUGAUUUCUGAAAAUAUCAUAUUUUAGCCCGUGCGUACUGAGUUAGGCUACACGAACCCCUUUGUUAUACUCGAUUGAGCACAAAAGAACAUCAAGUUCUUCAGCUGGUUUUGCAUCUGAACUUUUCAUAUACAGCCCAGCGUGUAAAACUAUUUAUUAUUAUUAUUUUUUUUUUCAUUUUUAUUUUCGUGGUUACGGAGAGUAAACAGCUUCACACUUUCGCUGCAUGCUAAGCCGCUAAGCGAAGAUGGCAGAUAACAACACUCGCGGUCCGCUUCGUAAAAGGUUUACGUUACCAUUUUUGGCCUAAACUCCCCACCGGCGUCACCAUAUCCGUCUCAAUUUCUUAUUCUAAAUACGCACAAAUAUAUCUAAAUACACAGCAGACACAAACACACACACCCGCGCACAAUCCCUCAAGCGUCAGCCGUGGAAUUGAAAAACCUCUUCAGAGAAAUAAUGGAGCUCCGGCCACCCUGCAGCACUCGUCUGAGAGUUUGUGUGUGUCCCUUUGUCGCCGUCUUCAAGGUGGAAACGGGGCUACGUGCUCCCGAGAUUGAAAACGCGGGCUGAUUGGCGACUUUCAUUGGAUGUGACGCCGGUAAUGAGCUAAAGGUUUGGAGGACUGGAGGAGAAGAAGAAGAAGAAGAAGAAGAAGAAGAUUGGCUGGCGCUGCAAUCGCACUCGCAACAUUCCCUUCGCCAAACAGGAAGUCGUCACCUCAGUGGGGGCUGAGCUCCACUGAGAGGAAGCAGAGAGGAAGAGGAGGACGGAUUUGAUGACGAAGAUGAAGGCGCUGAGGGCCUUCCUGGUGUUGGCGGCGCUCGGCGCCCUUUGCAGCCUGGCGGCGGCCAGCCGGAGGGGGCGCGACUCGCUGGACGGUCGCUCGCGCCGACAUCGGCACGCAGGUCACACAUCGCUGCACAGACACCGGCCCCGAGUGGGCAAGGAGGGUCAGGUGCUGCACAGGUCCAAAAGAGGUUGGGUCUGGAAUCAGUUCUUUGUCAUUGAGGAGUACACCGGACCGGAUCCCGUUCUGGUGGGACGGCUCCACUCCGACGUGGACUCGGGCAACGGCAACAUCAAGUACAUCCUUUCGGGCGAGGGCGCCGGCACCAUCUUCGUCAUCGACGACAAGACGGGCAACAUCCACGCCACCAAGACGCUGGACCGCGAGGAGCAGGCUCAGUACACGCUGACGGCGCAGGCGGUGGACCGAGACACCAACCAACCCCUGGAGCCGCCCUCCGAGUUCAUCGUCAAGGUGCAGGACAUCAACGACAAUCCUCCCGAGUUCCUGCACGGGCCCUACUACGCCAGGGUGCCCGAGAUGUCCAACGUGGGUACGUCGGUGAUUCAGGUGACGGCCACGGACGCCGACGACCCCACGUACGGCAACAGCGCCCGGCUGGUGUACAGCAUCCUGCAGGGACAACCCUACUUCUCGGUGGAGCCGCAGACGGGGAUCAUCCGCACGGCGCUGCCCAACAUGGACCGCGAGGCGCGGCAGGACUACGACGUGGUGAUCCAGGCCAAGGACAUGGGCGGCCACAUGGGCGGCCUGUCGGGGACCACCGAGGUCAAAAUCACGCUCACCGACGUCAACGACAACCCACCCAAGUUCCCGCAGAGCGUGUACACCAUGUCCGCGUCCGAGGACAAAGUGGAGGGCGAGGAGGUGGGCCGUGUCAAGGCCAACGACCCCGACAUGGGAGACAACGGGCUGGUCAACUACCGGCUGGUCGACGGAGACGGCAUCGGGACCUUCGAUCUCAGCACCGACUCUGAGACCAGGGAGGCUGUCAUCAAGCUGAAAAAGCGCGUGGACUUUGAGACCACCAAGUUGUACACGCUGAAGUUGGAGGCCUUCAACAUGCACGUGGACCCCCACUACCUGGCCUGGGGGCCGUACAAGGACGAAGCCACCAUCAAGAUUUCAGUGGAGGAUGCCGACGAGCCGCCCGUGUUUGUGGCGCCCUUGUACACCUUUGAGGUGGAGGAGAACGCCCCCGCCGGCACUCAGGUGGGACGCGUCCACGCCCAGGACACCGACGCCGCCAACAACCCGGUCAGGUACAUGAUUCCGCGCUACACGGACGUGGAACAGUUCUUCAGCGUCAACUCUGAGGACGGCAUGAUCACCGCCACCAGACCGCUGGACCGAGAGACUCAACCCUGGCACAACAUUUCUGUGUCGGCCACCGAGAUAGGAGGCCACCACCAGGACACCAAAGUGCGCGUCAACAUCAGAGUCAAAGACCGGAACGACAACGCUCCCGAGUUUGCCACCAACAACGAAGUCCUCAUGUGUGAGAACGUUGCACCGGGAAAGGUUAUCGAAACGAUCAGUGCGGUGGACAAAGACGAGAUGGCCCACCGGCAGCGUUUCACCUUCAGCCUGGCCCCAGAGGUGGCGCACAACCAGAACUUCUCCCUCAAAGACAACGCAGACAGCACGGCCAGCGUCUACGUCCUGCGGAAGGGCUUCAGCCGGCUGACGCAGGACGUCUACUUCCUGCCGGUGGAGAUCAACGACAACGGCGUUCCGCCCAUGAGCGGCACCGGCACGCUGACGGUGCGCGUGUGCUCCUGCGACAGCAAGGACACCAUCUUGUCGUGCAACGUGGAGCCCUACGUGCUGCCCGCCGGCCUCAGCACCGGCGCGCUCAUCGCCAUCCUCGCCUGCAUCGUCAUCCUGCUGGUCAUCGUGGUCUUGUUUGUGGCGCUGCGGCGUCAAAAGAAGGAGCCCCUGAUCGUCUUCGAGGAGGAGGACAUCCGAGAGAACAUCAUCACCUACGACGACGAGGGCGGCGGAGAGGAGGACACGGAAGCCUUCGACAUCGCCACGCUGCAGAAUCCCGACGGCGCCAACGGUUUCCACCCGAGGAAGGACAUGAAACCGGAGCUCCAGUUCCCGCUGCGUCCCGGCGUCCACCCGGCAGCCAACAGCGUGGAUGUGGACGACUUCAUCAAGACGCGGGUGGCCGAGGCCGACAGCGACCCCACCGCGCCGCCCUACGACUCCAUCCAGAUCUACGGCUACGAGGGCCGCGGCUCCCUGGCCGGCUCGCUCAGCUCUCUGGAGUCGGUCACCACGGAGUCGGACCUGGAUUAUGACUAUCUGCGCAGCUGGGGUCCGCGCUUCAAGAAGCUGGCCGAUUUGUACGGCACCAAAGACUGCUCCGUUCACGAAGGGGACGACGACGACGACGACGACUGUUAACGGCGGACCCCCUUCCAGAUAUAAAAACAAAUUCCGAUGAUUCCAUGAGGAUUUUUUUGCUCCGACGCCUACCCAGCUUUUUCCCAUUUCACGAAUACCCAGAGCUCCCAACUUUACUUCUUACGGACCGGACCGGAGUCGGGCGGGAAAAAUGUAUCACGUCACCCGUGUGUGUUUGGAAUUUACUUAGCGCAAAAACAAAACAAAACAAACAAAAAAAUGUUUAGCUGAAAUUAGAAGUUGUGUACACUUAACGUGGACUGGAUUCACAAGCGUUUUCGAGGUUUUAGUCCCUGGACCGGAUCCUCUGGCUUGCCGUCCCAGUUGUUGCUUGUGCGAUUCCCGCUUCGGACUCUGGGUUGUUGAUACUGUCUUGGCAGUACGGUGGCCUUAAAAUAAAUCAACAACAACUCCGGAGGGCCAACACGCACGAUACGAGACCGACGACGUGAGAGGCUUCGUUCGCUAGCUACGAAAACCAAGACUGAGGCCCUGUGGCGGAAAAACAAAGGACCACGACGACAACAAAAUCAAGUCGGACCGAAUUAGACAUGGAAAACUGCGGAGGACCAGUAGUUUUUGGAUCCCCGGAUCCCGUGUCCUGUCUUAUCACUUCCGCCGAGGGCUGCAAACAUUUCUGGGAGCUUUCCUGUCAAUUAUCGAGUGGAAAAGAAGCUCGUGGAAACUUUCUGUGGGAAUUCAUCCAAAAUUGAGAAUCAUUCAAUAUUUCAAACGAAGCAUAUAUCCGCGUAAAAGAGCCGAACUGCAAUUUGUUCAAUUCCGGGUCGUUGUUGCAUUUACUCCCACAAAUUCCCACAGAAAGUUUCCGGGCUUGAACAUUUUUUGCAACCGUACUUCCGCCAAUGAUGAUGACGACCAAUCCUAAACGAGUCCAAACCUGUGAGAUCUUAACUAUCGCCUUAACGGACACUCGCAGUGCAUUCUAGCUUUCCAUUGACGGGUUUUUUUGUUUUGAUAUUUUUUUUUUUUUUUUUUUUUUUUUUGGAAUCCAAGACGCAAGCUUGCUCGCCUCCAUGUUUGAGAGAAUGUUGCAAAACGAGCGGCGCGCUCCGCUCGCUCAAAACAAAACAGGAUAUGACGGGGUUUGAUUGUUUUUUUGUUAUUGUUGUUUUUGUUUGUUUGUUUUUUUUUUGUUUAUUUCCCCACCCUACCCCAAAAAAAAAGGCCAGGCAACAUCUGUUGCAUCAACACGUGUUGCAAAUGUUUCCGAAAAACCUUCGCCCACUCCCGAGAAGCCAGGUCGUAGGAUUUUUUAUUGUUUUGUUGUUGUUUUUCUAUUUGUUUUUUUUGUGGUUCAACAUCAUUUUUAUUAUUCCAUUAUAAUUAUUAUCAGUUUCUUUUCUUAUCACUUUUCCCAUUAUUAUAAUAAUUAUUAUUGUUGUUUCUUUGCCGACGCGUAUUCAGCGCUUUGCCGCCAAAGCGUUACGCGGUCAAAUGACGACCUCAUGUUUGGUUUGGUUUAUUUUAUUGCUAUUAUUGGCUUGUUUAUUUUUGUUUUGUUUUUUUUUUGUCAUUUUUGGGCGUUUCAUCGUGGUUCCUCCCCCUCGAGAGGAAUACGGCGAAGCGACCUGUACGUCGCUCGAGAGAAAACGCCUGGUUUUUAUUCUUCUGUCGAGUUUUAUGGUACCGAUUUGUACAAUUUUAAAAGUUCUUAUUUUUUAGUAUACAUGCAGAAUAUUCCAGUUACGACAAAAAAAAAAUGUUAAGAUUUAAAAAAAAAAAAACUAAAUGAUUCAGCAUCACACUUAUAUUUUCUGAACAUUGUACUGUUGCUUUACUAUGUGCUUCAAUCUACGAAGCGAAAAAAAACCCUUUGAAAUAAAUGAUCUUUUCAUAAAAAUGACAGACAAUUGUUUGCCU
Syngnathoides biaculeatus (alligator pipefish) is the source of this 5919-nucleotide messenger RNA. It is a transcript of the gene cdh11, whose product is annotated as cadherin 11, type 2, OB-cadherin (osteoblast). Gene Ontology annotation, molecular function: calcium ion binding; cadherin binding. Bases 1594 to 4038 code for a protein of 814 amino acids. Gene Ontology annotation, biological process: multicellular organism development; homophilic cell-cell adhesion; cell morphogenesis. NCBI's taxonomy places the organism in Eukaryota, Metazoa, Chordata, Actinopteri, Syngnathiformes, Syngnathidae. Gene Ontology annotation, cellular component: adherens junction; catenin complex; plasma membrane. The transcript has 16 exons. The record is from RefSeq and is a predicted model, not a curated record.